This is a messenger RNA of Cryphonectria parasitica EP155, 4818 nucleotides long. Its product is annotated as P-loop containing nucleoside triphosphate hydrolase protein. NCBI's taxonomy places the organism in Eukaryota, Fungi, Ascomycota, Sordariomycetes, Diaporthales, Cryphonectriaceae. Gene Ontology annotation, biological process: transmembrane transport. Gene Ontology annotation, cellular component: membrane. Gene Ontology annotation, molecular function: ABC-type transporter activity; ATP hydrolysis activity; ATP binding. The transcript is spliced from 7 exons. The record is from RefSeq and is a predicted model, not a curated record. The coding region runs from base 1 to 4818 and encodes 1605 amino acids.
AUGACGGAUCAUGAUGAUCUGAAGGCGGCAGUCGUCGGACUGGAAGUCGUCCUCGUCGCUAUCCUGACUGUCCCGGCUGCCGCACACCUCGUCGCUAGAACGAAGCUCCUAAAAGCCAGUGGCUAUGGCACAGUAACAGGUUUCUACGAGGACAGAGAUGGAGAAGCCACGGAAGAAUCGACCCUGGGGUAUUCGGACCUGCCCUCCCGGGCCGCCGCAUGGCUGAGCUCCACCCUCGGCUUGGCUGCCGCAAUCGUGGCCGCUGUGUUGGUGCAGAAGACGGAUUCGUCAGAAGAGGUCGGAUCAGCUCUUUCUGCUUUCUUGAGCACAUGGGCAGACGGCUUGUGCUGGCUUCUCCAGGCCAUCGCCGCUCUCGUGGCUUUCUUCGCACUAGGCUCUGUUCCCCGGAGACCGGACGUCUACUUCAAAGGAACGGUGGUAGAUCAACAGUACACUGUCUCGCUGCUAUCCAAGAUCUCCUUCUCAUGGAACAGCCUCGUUUUCGACAUCUCAAGGCGGCGGCAGCUGGAGAUGGAAGACCUGCCCCAGCUCGACUAUAUGAACCGUUCCUCGAACCUCCACCGCAUGUUCAAUGAGAAGAAGACCGAGGGGCGCCUGUGGUGGAAGCUCUUCAAGUUCCACUGGUUUGAGUUGGCACAGCAGUGGGGCCUGGUGCUCAUCGAGGCGGUCUUGGCGUUGUUUCCGCAGUACGUGAUGUAUAAUCUCCUCCAGCGCCUCGAACAGCCGAGGACGCCGGAGACCGGGCUCUCGACCAACCUGGCGUGGGUUCUAGCGCUCAGCUUAAGUCUGGCCCUGGACAGCAUUGUCGGCAGCGUAAUGAGCUGGUGGACUAAUAGCCAUCUCGUCAUACCCAUGAAUUCGGUGCUGCAGACGCUAGUAUUCAGCAAGGCAUUAAAGGAGCACGAAACGGCGAUGCCUCCUCCCCAGGCGCAGGACGAGAAGAGCGACGCCAGCGACAGCUCCAAGAAGGAUGCGAAUGCUAAGAAUCAGAACAAGAAAGAUGCAGAUGGGGCACCCAAGAGCCCAAACAAAAAAGAUGAAGUUCGGCAGUCUGUUAUCAACCAUAUGAAGCUGGAUUCAGGGCGAGUGACAAUGUUUUGUUCCUUUAAUUAUUACCUCCCCUUGGCUUUGGUCAAGCUUGUGCUGGCAGGUGGAUUCUUGAUGACUCUCCUGGGUUGGAAAGCCGUCCUUGCGGGCCUCGCCUCGGCGGCGUUGGUCAUUCCCCUGAAUACUUGGAUAUCCAAGAAAUACGCAAAGAUCCAAUUUGGCCUCAUGAAGUAUCGCGAUGGCAAGGUUCAUCUUCUUACUGAAGCCCUUCAGGGCAUGCGACAGAUCAAGUACUCGGCCCUAGAACAACACUGGGAGGACAAGAUCAUGCAGAGCCGAAGUGACGAGCUGGGACAGUACUGGAAAGCAUCCUUGUUCAUGUGUGCUGUCAUUCUCGUUAUGAACAUGGGUCCUCUGCUCCUUGCUUGUGUCGCGCAGUCUGUGUACGCCUGGGAACAGGGUGGAAACAUCAAAGCCUCGGUCAUCUUCGCGUCACUCGGCCUCUUCGACCAGCUUGACGAAGCGACCGCCCUCUUGCCCCUGCUUCAGGUGUACAUGAUGGAAGCUUGGACAAGCUGUGUGCGACUGGAGAAAUACCUGAGACAGCCUGACAAGGAGCCCGUCACCACCGCAGGGGACGCCAUUAUACUGGAGGAGGCGACUGUAGCUUGGCCCAAAAAAGAGGAUGCAGAUGAGGAAGGUCCUGUUGAGCCGACCGAGGCACGGUCCAUGUUGCACAACAUUUCGCUUCAGUUCCCGGGGGGCAAACUGUCUGUGGUAUCUGGCAAGACCGGUUCUGGCAAGUCAUUGCUUCUGGCGGCCAUUCUCGGAGAGGUGAAACUUAUCUCUGGGACCGUCAAAGUUCCCACCCCACCGCUGGAAGAAGAGCUUGACGAUGUGAAGCCCAUACCCGAAUCGGAGUGGCUCAUACCUUCGCUCACGGCUUUCGUAUCUCAGACGCCCUGGAUCGAAACAGGAACGGUACAAGCCAACAUCACAUUCGGCCUGCCCUUUGUUGAAUCACGCUAUCAGAAAGUCCUAGUAGCCUGUUCUUUGGAGAAGGAUAUCGAGCUUCUCGUCGAUGGAGACAAGACUGAGGUUGGACCCAAGGGUGUGACCCUGAGCGGUGGUCAACGCUGGCGGGUGGCGCUCGCAAGAGCGCUAUACUCUCGCGCAGGCAUUCUCAUUCUGGACGACGUUCUUUCCGCUGUCGAUGCCCAUGUUGGUCGUACCAUGCUUGACCAGGCCUUGACGGGAGAAUUGUCAGAUGGUCGAACCAGGAUCCUUGCCACACACCACGCGGAACUAUGUUUGCCAAAAGCCAGCUACCUCGUCCGUCUCCAUGAAGGCAGGUUGGAAAGCGCCGAGACUCUCAAUCCUUCGCACUUGGUUGUAAUUUCACCCAGUGGAUCAAAGCGCUCUUCAAUUCAGGACGAAAGUGAGACACAGACGGUGGCAGAUUCACAAGAGAACCAAGUCCCCUCCAGUCACACCACUAUCGUUCCGCUCGAGACUACUGCCGAUCAGAAGAAAUCCAAAUCCAAAGACGACGAGGAGAAGCGUGAGACGGGUCGCGUCAAGUGGAAGGUGUACAAGACGUAUCUCAAGGCCAGCAAAGCUCCAGUGCUCUGGACGUUCGUGUUCCUCCUCAUCAUCGCUGGCGGGCUUGCGAGUAUCGGCCGAGUCUGGAGUUUCAAGGCGCUCACAGAGAAUAUAGCGACUGAGGAUGAGAACAACCUGUCCAUAUUCUCGCACUAUGGACAUCAGUCAAUCCUCAUUCAGGCCCCUCACGCGGGGGUGCGCCACUCGGUUGCGUUCUGGAUCGGAAUGUCGGUCCUGUUUUAUGUCCUGAUGGUCUUCGCCAUGGUUAUACGAUCUCUUACCAUGACGGCAAUCGGUCUGCGUACAUCACAGAUCCUCUUCGAGAGGAUGACCCACGCCAUCUUGAGGGCACCGCUUAGUUGGGUCGACACCAACCCCUCGGGUCGGAUUAUGAAUCGCUUCACUACCGACAUGUUCAUGGUUGACAGACGACUUCCUGGUGAACUUGGCAACUUCAUACAAAGCAUCUUCUCGCUCAUUUUCACCAUCGCAGCAACCCUGUCCGUCUCUGUCUACGUGAUCCUGGCCGGAAUAGUGCUCAUGGCCAUGUACGCACGGGUAGCCAGCAUUUACAUCCAUGUCGCACGAGAGGUGAAGAGGAUCAACUCGAUCUCGAACUCCCCGAUAUAUGACCAGUUCAGCUCCGUGCUGUCGGGACUCUCAACGGUCCGGGCCUUUCAGCGUACCAAUUUCUACAUGAACCGGAUGUUCAACCUCAUUGAUAACUCCAACAAGGCCAGCUGGGCCCAGAACUUGUCUGGCAGGUGGAUGAGUUUCAGGCUCUCGAUGAUAGGCACCGUCUUUGUAACCAUCGUCGCGAUCGUAGCUGUGAGCGGGCACGUCGAUGCCGCAGUUGCAGGAUUCAGUCUGACUUUCGCACUGAGGUAUUCUUGGCGGUUGUCGGGACUCCUGCAAAGCAUGACGUCCAUCGAGCUCAGCUUCAACGCAACGGAGCGUGUCGUCGAGUACUCGGAGAUCGAGACAGAGCCUGAGGACGGGAAGGAUGCCCCAGCAGCGUGGCCGGCGGAGGGUAAAAUUGAGGUUGAGGAUUUGUCUGUCGCCUACAAGGAAAGUUUGCCGCCCGUGUUGAAGAAUCUCAACUUCGUUGUGAAGCCUGGUGAGCGCAUCGGUAUCAUCGGCCGCACUGGCGCUGGCAAGAGUACACUGGCGUCGGUCUUCUUCCGCCUCCUCAAGCCACGGCAAGGUUCUGUCCGGAUCGACAACAUCGACAUAGCCGAGCUGAAGCUGACGCAUCUGCGAAGCCGACUCGCCAUCAUCCCGCAGGACCCUUUCCUCUUCUCGGGGUCACUGCGGUCGAAUCUGGAUAUGGAGGGUAACAGAGAUGACUACGAGAUACAGACGACGCUCCAGCGGGUACACCUCGCCAAGCCGCAGCCAUCAGAUGCUGAGAGGACGAGCACCCAAGCUGCUGUAGCCUCACACGAAGAAACCUUCGUCUCCACCACAGAGACUGUCGGCAUUCCCACAAAUGCCGGGGUCGCAGCCCCGGCUCCAGACGUCGAGAGCCUGGACAUCGCCCCAUCUGCAGCCAUCGUGACAGCCACGGUUUCCAAUGAUCAGCCAGCGACCUCGUCGUCGUCCUCCGCCACCAAUGACAGCACCGACAUCUUCAACAACCUGUCCAUGGAGAUUUCGACGGGCGGCGGUAACCUCUCGCAGGGCCAGCGGCAGCUCGUGUGCCUCGCACGGGCGCUGCUCACCAGGCCCAAGAUCGUGAUCAUGGACGAGGCCACGUCCGCCGUCGACAGGGCUACGGACGCGGCGAUCCAAUCCAGCCUGCGGGACUCGUUCGCCGCGGCAGGGUGCACGGUGCUGGUGAUUGCACACCGCUUGAGCACCGUCGCGGACUUUGACAAGAUUCUCGUGCUGGACAAGGGGCGGAUGGCCGAGAUGGGGACGCCGAAGGAGUUGCUCGAGAGAGGCAUGGCGAGGGAUGAGAAACGUGCCUCGGAAAGGGGAGGGAACGGGGUUGGCAGUGGAGAUGGUGAUGAGAAUGGGAAAAAGGUUGCUGCUGAUGCUGAAGAGGAGGAGUUUGAUGGCACUGGGGCUUUCUGGGAUCUGGUGCAGAGUAGUGCGGAGAAGGACAAAUUGGUAGAGAUGGUGCUUGGGGCUGGAGAGGCUGCGUAG